This is a messenger RNA of Pseudocercospora fijiensis CIRAD86, 1503 nucleotides long. RefSeq lists its product as uncharacterized. Gene Ontology annotation, molecular function: aldehyde dehydrogenase (NAD+) activity. The transcript has a single exon. The coding region runs from base 1 to 1503 and encodes 500 amino acids. Lineage: Eukaryota; Fungi; Ascomycota; Dothideomycetes; Mycosphaerellales; Mycosphaerellaceae. The record is from RefSeq and is a predicted model, not a curated record.
AUGGCUGGCAUCAAGUACGACCAGCAGACUCUCUACUACGGAGGAAAGCGACAGACUACCAGUGAGACCUUCCAAACCAUAGACCCUUCUACAGCGCAACCCAUCGCAGACAUCUGCAAAGCAGACAAGGCUGCGAUUGAUGCAGCUGUCAAGUCCGCCAAGAAUGCAUUCUCAAAAUGGUCUGCCAUGCCACCUAUGGAGCGAUCGAGAAUACUACUGCGGGCAGUGGCACUUCUGAGACAGCGAAACGACGAACUGGCCACGAUCGAGACUCAUGAUACCGGGAAAGCAUUCUCGGAGACUAGUGUAGUCGAUGUCGUGACUGGAGCCGAUGUGCUGGAGUACUAUGCGAAUUUGAUCGCUUCCGGAGGCCUGAAUGGCGAGACAACCCAGCUCAGACCCGACGCCUGGCUAUACACAACCAAAGCACCAAUCGGAGUAUGCGCAGGAAUCGGAGCAUGGAAUUAUCCCAUUCAGAUCGCAUUGUGGAAGUCGGCACCGUGUCUCGCAGCAGGAAACUGCAUGGUCUACAAACCUUCAGAAUUCACGCCCCUCCACGCUCUCAAACUUGCAGAGAUCUAUACCGAAGCUGGCGUCCCAGCAGGUGUCUUCAACGUGGUCCAAGGCGCUGGCGACGUCGGCGCCAUGCUGACUUCACACCCCGACAUCCAGAAAGUCUCUUUCACCGGACAAGUCAGCACAGGCAUGAAAGUCGCAAGCUCAGCAGCAGGCGCCAUGAAAUACGUAACAAUGGAACUCGGCGGAAAAUCACCCUGCAUAAUCCUCCCCGACGCCGACAUAGAAGACGCCGUCAACGGCGCCAUGAUGGCCAACUUCUUCUCCACCGGCCAAGUCUGCACAAACGGAACCCGCGUCUUCAUCCCCAAAUCCCUACAACCCGACUUCGAACGUCUCCUCCUGCAAAAAAUGCCCAACAUCCGCCCGGGCCACCUCUUCAACCCAACCACAAAUUUCGGUCCCCUCGUCAGCAAAGUCCAUUACGAGAAAGUUCUCAAAUACAUAAAACACGGCAUCGAAGUCGAUAAAGCCAAACUCCUCUACGGCGGUCUCAGGAAACCAGAAGCUACCUCUUCCGAAGGCUACUGGGUAAAACCCACAGUUUUCACAAACUGCACCGACGACAUGCUCAUAACAAUCGACGAAAUCUUCGGUCCCGUCAUGGCCAUCUUACCAUACGACGAUAAAGAAUCGAAUUGGGUCGACAAUCUCGUGAAAAGAGCGAACAGUACAAAAAUGGGUCUUGCGGCGGGGAUUUUCUCGAAAAAUAUCGAUCACGCGCAUAAAAUUCUUGCGCGUGUGGAAGCGGGUAUCACGUGGGUGAAUACUUGGGGGGAGUCGCCGGCGGAGAUGCCGGUCGGGGGUUGGAAGUUGAGUGGAUUGGGGGUGGAGAAUGGGAGGAGGGGACUUGAGAAUUGGGUGCAGAAUAAGAGUACGUUGGUGGAGAUGGGUGGGAAGGUACCGACUGCUUUUCCAAAAUUGUAA